This is a messenger RNA of Meleagris gallopavo (turkey), 645 nucleotides long. The record is from RefSeq and is a predicted model, not a curated record. Lineage: Eukaryota; Metazoa; Chordata; Aves; Galliformes; Phasianidae.
AUUUCUAAUAAAUAUAUGUAUAUAUCUUCAAUUGUUAUUUUCAGUUUUACAGAAUUUUUGGAUCCAUUCCAGCGAGUUAUCCAGCCAGAAGAGAUCUGGCUGUAUAAAAAUCCCUUGGUGCAAUCAGACAACAUACCUACUCGUCUUAUGUUUGCAAUUUCAUUCCUUACGCCACUGGCAGUCAUUUUUGUGGUGAAAAUAAUCCGGCGGACAGACAAGACUGAGAUUAAAGAGGCUUUCUUAGCUGUUUCCUUGGCUCUAGCUCUGAAUGGAGUCUGCACAAAUACUAUUAAAUUAAUAGUGGGAAGACCGCGUCCCGAUUUCUUUUACCGCUGCUUUCCAGAUGGAGUAAUGAACUCUGAAAUGCACUGCACAGGUGAUCCAGAUCUGGUGUCUGAAGGCAGGAAAAGCUUUCCAAGUAUCCACUCUUCCUUUGCAUUUUCAGGCCUUGGCUUUACCACCUUCUACCUAGCUGGAAAGUUACAUUGCUUCACAGAAAAUGGCCGGGGGAAGAGCUGGCGGCUCUGUGCAGCAAUACUGCCUCUCUACUGUGCCAUGAUGAUUGCUCUGUCACGUAUGUGUGAUUACAAACACCACUGGCAAGGUGAGCUAUGGAGGUACCUUUUCAUGUAUCUAUAUUACUAG